Molecule: messenger RNA, 7841 nt
Organism: Leptosomus discolor (cuckoo roller)
Lineage: Eukaryota; Metazoa; Chordata; Aves; Leptosomiformes; Leptosomidae
Source: RefSeq, a predicted model, not a curated record
ACAACAAUCCCGUUAACACACAGCGUGGAUUUGCAAUGGCUAGUGGAGUGGAAUGCUGUCCUAGUAAAUAGCCAUUAUGAUGUGAAAAGUCCUUCCCAUGUCUGGAUAUUUGCACAGUCCGUUAAAGACCCAUGGGUUCUCUGCCUCUUCAGUUUUCUUAGGCAGGAGAAUUUACCAAAACAUUGUCCUACAGCUCUCAGCUAUGCUUGGCCAUACGCUUUCACGAGGCUACAGUUGAUAAUGCCUCUUGUGGAUCCAAAUAUUCCUGUUAAUGCAAAGAAAACAAGUACAGCAAGCAGUGGAGACAACUAUGUUACUUUGUGGAGAAACUAUCUUAUUCUCUGCUUUGGAGUAGCAAAGCCCAGUAUUAUGAGCCCAGGGCACUUGCGUGCUUCAACACCAGAGAUCAUGGCUACCACUCCUGAUGGAACAGUGAACUACGAUAAUAAGGCUAUUGGAACUCCAUCUGUUGGAGUCUUACUAAAGCAGCUAGUGCCUUUGAUGAGACUUGAAAGCAUAGAAAUAACGGAGUCACUUGUAUUAGGAUUUGGAAGAACAAAUUCCCUUGUUUUCAGGGAAUUAGUAGAAGAACUUCACCCCCUAAUGAAAGAAGCCCUAGAAAGAAGACCAGAGAACAAGAAACGUCGAGAACGCCGAGAUCUACUGAGACUGCAGUUACUGCGAAUUUUUGAACUACUUGCUGAUGCUGGUGUUAUAAGCGACAGUACAAAUGGAGCCUUAGAAAGAGAUACAUUAGCCCUUGGAGCCUUGUUCUUGGAGUAUGUUGAUCUGACUCGCAUGCUUCUGGAGGCUGAAAAUGACAAAGAAGUCGAAAUCCUUAAGGAUAUGAGAGCACAUUUCAGUGCAAUGAUUGCCAACUUGAUUCAGUGUGUUCCAGUUCACCACAGGAGAUUUCUAUUCCCUCAGCAGAGCUUGAGGCAUCACCUGUUCAUCUUAUUCAGCCAGUGGGCAGGACCUUUCAGUAUUAUGUUCACACCGCUGGACCGUUACAGUGAUAGAAAUCAUCAGAUUACAAGAUACCAGUAUUGUGCAUUAAAGGCCAUGUCAGCUGUGCUCUGCUGUGGACCUGUAUUUGAUAAUGUUGGUCUUUCCCCUGAUGGAUAUCUUUACAAAUGGCUUGAUAACAUUCUGGCUUGUCAAGAUUUACGUGUUCAUCAGCUUGGCUGUGAAGUUGUAGUCCUGUUGCUAGAACUGAAUCCUGAUCAAAUAAAUCUCUUCAACUGGGCUAUAGAUCGAUGUUACACUGGAUCAUACCAGCUUGCCUCUGGAUGUUUCAAAGCCAUUGCAACUGUGUGUGGAAGCAGGAACUAUCCUUUUGAUAUAGUGACGCUUUUAAACUUGGUGCUAUUCAAGGCUUCUGACACCAACAGGGAGAUUUAUGAAAUUUCCAUGCAACUUAUGCAGAUCCUUGAAUCAAAGCUUUUUGUUUAUUCAAAAAAGGUAGCUGAGCAAAGACCGGGCAGUAUCUUGUAUGGUACACAUGGUCCACUGCCACCUCUUUACAGUGUCUCACUUGCCCUUCUUUCAUAUGAACUAGCACGGAUGUAUCCCGAACUUACCCUUCCACUUUUUUCAGAGGUGAGCCAGCGAUUUCCAACAACACAUCCAAAUGGAAGACAGAUCAUGCUUACCUAUCUGCUACCAUGGCUUCAUAAUAUUGAACUUGUAGACAACAGACUGCUUCUCCCUGGUUCAAGCCCCACCACUCCAGAAGAUGAACUGAAGGACAAGGAUGGUGAAAUAACAGUCACAACUGGACUAAAAGGCAAUGGCUGGGGCUCUCCUGAGGCCACCUCACUGGUUCUUAAUAAUCUCAUGUAUAUGACGGCCAAGUAUGGAGAUGAAAUUCCCGGACCAGAGAUGGAAAAUGUCUGGAACGCUUUGGCCAACAAUGAAAAAUGGAGUAACAACCUUAGGAUAACCCUGCAGUUUCUCAUUAGUUUGUGUGGUGUUAGCAGUGAUACCAUCCUUUUACCUUAUAUAAAAAAGGUUGCAAUAUACCUAUGUCGCAACAACACUAUUCAGACAAUGGAAGAACUUCUUUUUGAGCUGCAGCAAACCGAUCCAGUGAACCCAAUAGUCCAGCACUGUGAUAAUCCCCCAUUUUACCGUUUUGCUGCCAGUAACAAAGCCUCAGCUGCAGCUUCUGGAACCACCUCUAGCAGUAACACUGUUGUAGCUGGCCAAGAUAGUUUUCCUGAUGUAGAGGAGAACAGAAUGGUGAAAGAGACUGAUGAAAGGUUCAGUAAUGUAGUCAGAGCACACACCCGACUCGAGUCAAGGUACAGUAAUAGCUCCGGAGGAUCUUAUGACGAUGACAAAAAUGAUCCUGUUUCUCCAUAUACAAGCUGGCUAUUGAAUAUUGUUGAAACCAAACAGCCACAUCCCCUGCCCAUGCCUUACAAUGGAGGAUGUUGGGCACCACUUGUGGACUACCUCCCAGAAACCAUCACACCCCGGGGACCCCUUCAUAGGUGCAAUAUUGCUGUCAUUUUCAUGACUGAGAUGGUAGUGGAUCACAGUGUGAGAGAGGAUUGGGCCCUUCACCUCCCUUUAUUGCUACAUGCCCUCUUUUUAGGUCUUGACCAUUACCGCCCUGAGGUCUUUGAACACAGUAAAAAGUUACUGCUUCACCUUUUAAUUGCAUUAUCUUGCAAUAGCAACUAUCAAGCCAUUGCAUCAGUGCUUCUUCAGACUAGAGAGAUGAAUGAGACCAAGACUCUGACGGUACAACCAGCGUAUUUACCUGAAUAUCUUUACACAGGUGGCUUUGACUUUCUGCGGGAAUACCAGUCGUCUCCGGUGCCAGACUCUGGCCUCAGCUCCAGCUCCACCUCCUCCAGUAUCAGUCUGGGAGGCAGCAGUGGAAAUCUCCCACAGAUUACACAAGAGGUUGAGGACAUGGACACUGCUGCUGAAACAGAUGAGAAAGCAAACAAAUUAAUUGAGUUUCUGACAACCAGGGCAUUUGGGCCACUUUGGUGCCAUGAAGAUAUCACACCCAAAAAUCAGAACACCAAGAGCGCUGAACAGCUUACUAAUUUUCUGCGUCAUGUUGUAUCUGUAUUUAAAGAUUCCAAGUCAGGUUUUCAUUUGGAGCAGCAUCUGAGUGAAGUUGCUUUACAAACAGCUCUUUCAAGCUCUUCAAGACAUUAUGCAGGUCGCUCUUUCCAGAUAUUCAGGGCCCUGAAGCAGCCACUUUCUGCACAUGCAUUGUCUGACCUCCUGUCAAGACUGGUGGAAGUUAUUGGAGAGCAUGGAGAUGAGAUACAGGGGUAUGUGAUGGAGGCACUACUUACUUUGGAAGCUGCUGUGGAUAAUCUGUCAGACUGUUUGAAGAACAGUGAUCUUUUGACAGUGUUAUCACGUUCGUCUUCGCCAGAUUUAAUGUCAAGCACCAAACUGACUGCAAACCGGAAGAGCACAGGACAGCUGAAUGUGAAUCCUGCAAGUGGUAACACAGCCACUGCUGAACGAAGCAGGCACCAAAGGAGCUUCUCUGUGCCCAAAAAGUUUGGAGAUGUGGACAAGUCCUCAGACCCACCACGCAGUGCCACACUAGACAGAAUCCAGGCGUGCACCCAACAAGGCCUGUCCUCUAAAACAAGAAGUUCAUCUUCUCUAAAGGACAGUCUCACUGACCCAUCCCAUAUUAACAAUCCGACCAACCUACUGGCCACCAUCUUCUGGGUUGCUGUGGCGUUGAUGGAAUCAGAUUUUGAGUUUGAGUAUCUAAUGGCAUUGCGGUUACUGAAUAAACUUCUGGCUCAUUUGCCGCUGGAUAAAGCUGAAAACCGAGAAAAAUUGGAGAAGUUGCAAGGGCAGCUGAAAUGGGCAGACUUCUCAGGGCUUCAGCAGCUACUUCUGAAAGGAUUCACCUCCCUUACUACCACUGAUCUCACACUACAGCUCUUUAGUUUGCUGACACCAGUGUCUCGAAUAUCCAUGGUGGAUUCCUCUCAAGCUAUAGGAUUUCCACUGAAUGUUUUGUGUCUCCUGCCCCAUUUAAUUCAGCAUUUUGACAGCCCAAACCAGUUUUGUAAAGAUAUAGCCGAAAGGAUUGCUCAGGUUUGUUUGGAGGAGAAGAACCCCAAACUAUCAAAUCUCGCACAUGUCAUGACCCUUUAUAAAACACACAGCUAUACAAGGGACUGUGCUACCUGGGUGAAUGUGGUUUGCCGUUACCUUCAUGAAGCAUUUGCUGAUAUUACUUUGAGUAUGGUUACAUAUUUGGCUGAGCUACUAGAAAAAGGACUUCCGAGUAUGCAACAAUCCCUCUUACAGAUGAUCUACAGUCUUCUUAGCUAUAUGGACAUGUCAGCUAUCCCGAUGAAACAGUUUAACGUGGAGGUGCUAAAAACCAUUGAAAAAUACAUACAGAGCAUUCACUGGAGAGAAGCCUUGAAUAUCCUGAAGUUGGUGGUUUCUCGUUCUGCCAGUUUAGUUUUACCAUCCUACCAACACAGCGAUCUUUCAAAAAUGGAAAUACAUCGAGUGUGGAACAGUGCCUCCAAGGAGCUACCAGGGAAGACUUUAGAGUUUCAUUUUGAUAUUUCAGAGACUCCAAUUAUUGGGAGGCGGUAUGAUGAGCUGCAGAGUUCUUCUGGACGAGAUGGUAAACCCAGGGCAAUGGCUGUCACCCGAAGCACUUCUUCAACCUCAUCAGGAUCUAACUCCAAUGUCCUUGUUCCUGUGAGCUGGAAGAGACCCCAGUACUCUCAGAAAAGGACAAAGGAAAAGCUUGUGCAUGUCCUUUCUCUGUGUGGUCAGGAAGUUGGGCUGAGUAAAAACCCUUCAGUAAUUUUUUCUUCCUGUGGUGAUUUGGAUCUGAUUGAGCACCAGACAAGCUUGGUGUCUUCAGAAGACGGAACAAGGGAGCAGGAGAACAUGGAUGAUUCAAACAGUGAACAACAAUUCAGAGUCUUUAGGGACUUUGAUUUCCUAGAUGUUGAGCUGGAAGAUGGGGAGGAACUUCAGGGUGAAAGCAUGGACAACUUCAACUGGGGAGUACGCAGACGGUCGCUGGAUAGCCUGGACAAGUGUGACAUGCAGCUGCUGGAAGAGAGCCAGCUCUCAGGGAGCACGCCCAGCCUGAACAAAAUGAACCAUGAGGACUCUGAUGAGUCAUCUGAGGAAGAGGACCUGACCACCAGCCAAAUCUUGGAGAACUCAGACCUUAUUAUAAAUCUUUCCCCAUCUGAGGAUACAAAUCAUAUUGACUCACUUUCUACAUCAUGUGACACAACCUCAGCAGACCCUCAUCAUUUUAAUAUAGAAACGUCCAGCUUUGAUGUGUCUUUGCCUGAUAUGAAUAAUCUCCAGGUGUCUGAAGGAUCCAAGGUUGAAGCUGUACAUGAAGAACAAGAUACAGCAGCCCAUGAGGAUGACCUUUCAGGGUCUACAAAUGAACUCCCUGGAGCAUUUGAAUGCAGUGAUAGCCUUAGUCUGGAUAUGACAGAGACUGAAGAGAAAGUUGACAGGCUGGAACAAUUUGCUCUUGCUAGUUUUGGAGAUGUUGAUCGAAAUGCCUCCCCUCCUCCUUCACCAUUUUUUUCUGCCAUCCUUGCUGCAUUUCAGCCAGCAGCAUGUGAUGAUGCAGAAGAAGCCUGGCGUAGUCAUAUCAACCAGCUCAUGUGCGACUCUGAUGGUUCCUGUGCAGUUUAUACAUUUCAUGUGUUCUCUUCCCUGUUUAAGAAUAUUCAGAAAAGAUUCUGCUUCCUAACCUGCGAUGCAGCUAGUUACUUGGGAGACAACCUGCGAGGAAUAGGCUCCAAGUUUGUGAGGUCUUCUCAGAUGUUAACGUCGUGUUCAGAAUGUCCCACCCUUUUUGUAGAUGCAGAAACGCUGCUCUCUUGUGGCCUCCUUGAAAAGCUGAAGUUCAGUGUUUUAGAACUGCAGGAAUACCUGGACACAUACAACAACAGGAAAGAAGCAACGCUCUCGUGGCUUGCAAACUGCAAAGCAACAUUUGCUGGGGGCUCACGAGAUGGAGUUAUUACCUGCCAGCCAGGGGACUCAGAAGAGAAGCAAAUGGAAUCUCUUGCACAAUUGGAACUGUGUCAGAGAUUAUAUAAACUGCACUUCCAGCUGCUGUUGCUUUUUCAGUCCUACUGUAAACUCAUCGGACAAGUGCAUGAAGUCAGUUCCAUGCCAGAGCUGUUAAAUAUGUCGAGAGAACUGAGUGAGUUGAAGAAAAAUCUUAAGGAUGCUACUGCUGCCCUCGCAGCUGAGCCUCUGACGACAGAAUCUGAGCCCACAUUCAACUCUACGGAAGCGGCUAUUCAGUCCAUGCUGGAGUGUUUGAAAAACAAUGAACUUGUUAAAGCCGUCCGACAAAUAAGAGAAUGCAGGAUUUUGUGGCCCAAUGAUAUCUUUGGAAGUAGCUCUGACGAUGAAGUCCAGACACUACUGAACAUUUACUUCCGGCACCAAACCUUGGGUCAGACGGGCACCUAUGCACUGGUGGGCUCCAACCAGAGCCUGACUGAAAUCUGUACCAAAUUAAUGGAACUGAAUAUAGAGAUCCGCGACAUGAUUCGCAGAGCUCAGAGUUACCGGGUCAUCAAUACUUUUCUUCCAGACUCCAGCAUUUCCGGCACAAGUCUCUGACAGGACUUUUGUGUCCUCUUUCAAGCUGGGAGUGCUGCCCUGUUGGAGUGAGGUGGCUCAAUGUCUUCUCAGCCUUACAAAGGUUUGGUCAAACUGUACUCACUCUUGUUACAUUUAGGAUUUCUUCUAAAAAGAUAUGGGCUGAACUUCAAAUGUGUAGCAAUACUGUAAGGACAAAGGUAGCAUAGAGCAUCUGGGACAACAUCCUUUGUUCUCUGUUGCACAAAACCCAGUUAGCAUUUCACUGAGCAACUGCAACUCACUACUGAAGAAGUGACUUCCAUUGCAUACCAAAGCCUACUACACUGAACAGUACUUCCUUUAUAGCAAAUUAAUUUUAGGUUGGCAAAAGUGCAAUGUUUCCUUCACGAAAUAAUAUUUUUUGUUAAAAAAAAAAACAACUUGUACAUUUUUUUCCUUUUUUCUCUUAUUUGGUUGAGUGAAAGAUGGGCAGAAUGAAGCUGGCCACAGAAUCUCGCAAACUUGUUGGUCAAAAGCUGAGAGCCUGUGUAUAUGAAACAAAUUGUAAAUGGACUACAGUUUAAUGUACACUGUAAUUUGAAUAUGAUUACUGUAUCUUAAAACAACGAGCUGCUAUGAAGUACAUUUCCUAAUGUUACUAGGCUACUGUCUCUGAAGGUACUGGAUCAUAUUGCAGAGGUCUGUUCUUAGGCCCCCCCCAAGCAUCAUGAAUGGUCUUGGUAGAUUUUCUUUUUUAUUAUUAUUUUAAAGGAUCUUGGCUGCUUUUUACUAGCAGGUUGCUUUUAUGAAUAUAUUUAUACUAUUAAAGGACAGUUGAUCUAAUUUAACUUGCCAUUUUGUAGGAGAAAGUCCCAUCACAGAGUCAAAUCUUUUGAACUGUUAUGCAUGCAUAUUUUUAUUUAAUAUAAAUUUUGAGUAUAAAAAAGUAAAAAUAUUAACGUGAAAUGCAAGUUUUCAUGUUAAGUUUCUUUAAAGAGAUGUCUUAUUUUAUUUGUAAUGUAUAUAUAUAAAAGUCAUACCUGUAUGGGUUUUUUCUUACAUUUAACUGCUGUCCAGUGUUAAAUGUAUGCAUGUAAAUCUGUUGCACAUCUGAGACACUUUUAUUCUGACAACUAUGUAACUUAUUCACUCUGUAAAUACACUUACCGUUUUUGUGAAGUAACUUUGGUUGAUAUUUGGAUCAGUGCAUCCAUUUAACUAAAAUAUAAAAGUCAUAUAUAGUCACAACA